This is a messenger RNA of Mesitornis unicolor (brown roatelo), 1233 nucleotides long. It is a transcript of the gene ALPL, whose product is annotated as alkaline phosphatase, liver/bone/kidney. Lineage: Eukaryota; Metazoa; Chordata; Aves; Mesitornithiformes; Mesitornithidae. Gene Ontology annotation, cellular component: plasma membrane. The coding region runs from base 1 to 1233 and encodes 410 amino acids. The record is from RefSeq and is a predicted model, not a curated record. Gene Ontology annotation, molecular function: alkaline phosphatase activity. Gene Ontology annotation, biological process: dephosphorylation. The transcript is spliced from 9 exons.
AUGAAGGCUCUCCUCCUCCUCCUCCUCCUCACCCAGCUCUGCUUCGCCUCACUGGUCCCCGAGCGGGAGAAGGACCCCGAGUACUGGCGGGCACAGGCGCAGCAGACACUGAGGGCAGCCCUGCGCCUCCAGCGCCUCAACCAGAACGUGGCCAAGAACCUCAUCCUCUUCCUGGGCGAUGGGAUGGGUGUCUCCACCGUCACGGCCACCCGCAUCCUGAAGGGGCAGCUGCAGCACGGGAAGGGCGAGGAGAACCUCCUGGAGAUGGACAAGUUCCCCCAUGUCGCCCUGGCCAAGACCUACAACACCAACGCACAGGUACCUGACAGCGCAGGCACGGCCACCGCCUACCUCUGCGGCGUCAAAGCCAACGAGGGGACAGUGGGCGUCAGCGCCGGCGUCACCCGCGACCGCUGCAACACCACCAAGGGCCAGGAGGUGACCUCCAUCCUCCGCUGGGCCAAGGAUGAAGGCAAGGCUGUGGGUAUCGUCACCACCACGCGGGUGACCCACGCGACCCCCAGCGCCGCCUAUGCUCACUCCGCCAACCGUGACUGGUACUCGGAUGGGGAGAUGCCCCCAGAUGCGCUGGAGGGCGGCUGCAGGGACAUCGCCCGGCAGCUGGUGGAGAACAUCCCCGACAUUGAGGUAGGGAUGGGGAUGGGGUCACCAGGGAUGUGGGCCACCAGGGGCCUGUUCGAGCCCGGUGACAUGGUGUACGAGCUGGACAGGAACAACGAGACGGAUCCGUCCCUCAGCGAGAUGGUGGCCGUGGCCAUCAGGAUGCUCCAGAAAAACCCCCGGGGGUUUUUCCUCCUGGUGGAAGGAUACACCCCCCGCGGGAACCCCAUUUUCGGCCUGGCCCCCAUGCAGAGCGACGUGGACCGCAAACCCUUCACCUCCAUCCUCUACGGCAAUGGCCCCGGCUACAAAAUCGUGGCAGGUGAGCGGGAAAACGUCUCCGCCGUGGAUUUCGCCCACGCUGACUACCAGGCACAAUCGGCCGUGCCGCUGCGCCAGGAGACCCACGGGGGCGAGGACGUGGCCGUGUUUGCCCGCGGCCCCAUGGCCCACCUCUUCCACGGGGUCCACGAGCAGAACUACAUCCCCCACGCCAUGGCCUACGCCGCCUGCAUCGGUUCCAACCGUGCCCACUGCAGCGCCGCCGUCCGCCCCACUGCCGCCAUGGCCGCCACCUUGCCCUUCCUCACCCUCCUCCUCCUCCUCGGCUGA